AUGCUGGACGCCAUCUCGCUGUCGGAGGAGGAGCUGGGGCUGCUGUUCGCGCCUGCUUCGCACGGGCCCAGCGCCCCCACGCUUGAGACUCCGCAGCUCCUCCGCACUAACCGCACUUCAGGAGGCAGAAAAACCGCGAGCCAAGCGCGCGGCGCUUCCUCAAUUAAACACGCGACCAGCAAGCCGCGGAAAUCCAAGAAGGCGUCGAGCGCAAUGACCGACUCCAGCUCCUUCUUCUCCUCCAGGUUCACCGGUGGCGCCGUCGUUCCCGCUCGCUGCGGCUACCGCACGGGCAAGUGCCAGAACCUGCAGGCCAUCAAGCGCAACGGGAAGCUGCACAAGCUCUGCGAGUUCCACCGCGAGCGAGCCAACCUGAACCAGAAGAAGCUGGACCGCAAGAAGCGCAUGCAGCGCUCCAAGCUCUCGGCCGCAGCGUCGUCCUGCGAGUCCGUCACAUCCGACGACGACGCGCGCAGCGUCGACAUGGACAACAGUUCGCCGCGCGCCGUCGAGGCGGCGGUGACCAGCAGCGUGUUCGUCAAGCGCGAGCUCAUCACCACAGAGAUCAAGACAGAGCCUGACACGGCGCUAGUUCUCGACACGGAUCUCGUGCUGCCGACCAGCCUCGACGAGGCCCCGCUGGUGCUCGGCUGCGAGGAGAUCGCCAUCUUCUGCAGCCUCAUGAGCUUCGACAUCAACCAUCGAUCUUCUGCCGCCUCAACAUCGAGCGCGUGUCAUUAUUACACGAACGCCGCGUGA
Molecule: messenger RNA, 759 nt
Organism: Phytophthora sojae
Lineage: Eukaryota; Oomycota; Peronosporomycetes; Peronosporales; Peronosporaceae
Exons: 1
Coding region: 1-759 (252 amino acids)
Source: RefSeq, a predicted model, not a curated record